Linum tenue is the source of this 1264-nucleotide messenger RNA. NCBI's taxonomy places the organism in Eukaryota, Viridiplantae, Streptophyta, Magnoliopsida, Malpighiales, Linaceae. The record is from the annotation of a GenBank genome assembly.
AAGUCUUUCUACCUGUGCUCACUUGCGACUGUGAAAGUGAAGUGAGAAACCAUCAUCAAUUAGCGUCACACCUUCUCCCAUGGACACACCAAUUCCAAGUUUCUUCAGAAUCAUUCUUCCUUCCAUGCUUGAGAAAAAGAAGCUGAAGCUGCCCCUGAAGUUCGUCAAAAUGCACGGAGCUGAACUCGCGUCGACCGCUGCACUUACCUUACCGAACGGCAGAGUGUGGAAGGUCGGCGUGGAGAAGGUAACCAGAGACAACGAGGAGAUCUGGUUGGGCGACGGUUGGGCUGAGUUUGUGGCGCACCACUCCAUUUUGGCAGGAUUCUUUGUGGUGUUUGAGUACCAGCUGGGCCGCUCUGCCUUCGCCGUCAGCAUAUUCGAUUUCACCACUUGCUCAAUCGACUACCCUAAGUCCGAGCAGCUCGAUGACGAUCAGACGGGUUCCCCUCAUUGCAUCGUCAUUUCCUCCGAUGAUGAAGAAGGAGGUUGCGAACCCAGCACGAGAAACAAGCUCCGACGACCCAGAAGGCGGCCAACAUCCGAUCCCAUGACCCCUGAGAUUAAGGAAACGCUGGAGUUCCUCGAAGCAACCGGGAUUGCGACGAGUUCCGGGUUCCACCACAGGUUACCCAUGAUCUACCGACUCUGCAAGCAGGGAAUCGAGGAAGCAAUAGCGUGCAAGCCCGAAGACCGUCCUUGCUUCGUCGCCGUGCUCAACUCUAAUCAUAUUCGUGGGGGCACCAGGACCAUAAUACCAACUCGUUUUGGAAGAGAGCAUAAGAUUGAGAGAAGCAGCAGCAGGAGUGGGAUUCUGGAGGUGUGCAAUGGGGAAAAUGCAGGUGAGCAGUGGAGGGUGGAGUUGGCGAGGAACAAGACAGGGCAAGAGAUGUUUAUGGGGGAGGGAUGGGGAAGGUUUGUGGAAGACAACAAUUUGGGAGAGGGAGAUGUUUGCCUCUUCCAGCUGGUCUCUGCGAAGGAUCCGGUGAAGAUGGACGUGUCCAUCUUUCCAGCCCAGCCCAGUGAAUUGGUAGAAUAGAUAUCAACAUGGGCUAAGCAUAGCCCAAUUAUUAAUUGGGCUUAUAUUUUGUUGAUGAUGCUGUUUUUGUCUUAAACUUGUGGAUCCCAUCCCUUGAGGUGAAUAUCAGAAUUCAGAAUAUGCCUACCUAGGGCUAGCUACCUCUUGUGUUCUUUGCGUAGGUUGUCAAUUGUCAUCAAAUAAGGUUGGGUAAAUACAAUUUAAUAUCCAAAUCUUUUAUUUUAA